Messenger RNA from Magallana angulata, 1695 nucleotides. RefSeq lists its product as uncharacterized. NCBI's taxonomy places the organism in Eukaryota, Metazoa, Mollusca, Bivalvia, Ostreida, Ostreidae. The transcript is spliced from 5 exons. The record is from RefSeq and is a predicted model, not a curated record. Bases 52 to 501 code for a protein of 149 amino acids.
CGAGGAGUUGCAUGCAUAAAACUAUAUUAACCUUUCCACAGAAUACGAAAAAUGUUCAAUAUGAUUUUUAUAUGUUUGGGAGUUUUCUGCAUAAUGAUUUCAGUAAACUGUGAGAAGAAAAUAGUUGUAGAUAGUGAGUGUGUCUACACGAAGAUCGAUGAAAUUCUGGGUGAAAAAUUUAAUACAACGACACAGAUUUGCUGCAAGAGGUCAGGAGUUCACGAUAAAUAUCAACUGGAACAGGAAGUAGAAUGCUGUGGAGAAAGAAUUUACAGAAAGGAGAAAGAGAUGUGUUGCAACGGACAAGUCCAUUCAAAGGAUAACAAUGUGAAAAACUGUAAACAGAGAACACAGAUCUUGGACGGUUGGAAAGUCACUAAAACAAGAUACAAUAGGAGACAUUUUAUGGAAGUCAAUGGAUUUGUUGGUCGGGUUUGGAAAUCGUGGUUAAGACAAUUUAAACAAAGAAGGCCAUUGAUGAUAAUUUUCAAAGCAAAAUAAAUCUAUAGCCAUGAUUCAUGAUAUAAUUUCAUUUCAAUGCAAGAAUGUAUUUUUUCAGCUAACAAGGUUGUGGUAGAGUGAAAUUUUAUGCAUUAGAUAUGUUUAUUAUGUUAUAUGUAUUAUUGCAUAGUUUUGGUGAUUAUGUUCCAUUUUUUUUCUAACAUGAAAAUAUUUUAAUAUUAGUACAGUGUAUUAUUUUCAUAUUACAUGUACUAUUUAAUCAAUGCAUUAUUCAAUUGAAAUAUUUAAAUCAAUUAUAUACAGUUAUUUUACCUUAAUGUAAGAGUCCUAUCUUUUUUUUUUAACACUGGCAAUGCAAAAUCUAUAUUUAGAAGGAAUAUCCUUCUACCUGUAUUCCUGUAUUUCUAUUGUAUAGAAUUGGUCAGCUGUUACUUCAUUGGUCAUGGCAGACUAAUGUGACAAUUUUAGUGAGAAUUUUUUUUUUUUGUGUUACCAGUUCUUCUGAAGUCUACUUCUAUUGACCUGAAAUUUAAAUAUUUUAACAGGUCAGUUGAUUUAUAAUUUUUUAUACUAGCUAAUAUAUAAAUGGUCAUAUUUUGAGAUUAUUUAUAGAGAUUAUUAAGAUAUUAUAUAAUUGGCUUAGAAAAUAAAUUACUAAAUAUUAUUUUUUUAAAUGUUUAGUAAAACUCAGUCUGGUCAAUGAGUACAAAGCAUUGUACAUGUAAGAACAUGUGUAUUUUUUAUUUUCUUUAACUUAGAUUAUUAACGUCAGUAUUCAUUUUACAUCCUGAAUAAUUUUUCUAAUCAACCUUUACAUCUCACGUUAGGUAUACAUAGUUUAAGCAUUUUUUAAACAAGGUUUAAGCUUAGUUCAUGUAUAGUUGAAUAUAUUAUUAUUUCGUAGUAUUAGUAGUAUUAUGAAACUGAUAAUUAGUUCUAUAAUUUCAUUAUAAAUCAAUGUGAAAUAAAUUUGAUAUGAUAUCUUAAAGUUUUCGUCAUACGAAUGUCAUUAUAAUUGUUUAUUUUCUUAAUGACCCGCUAAUUUGUUUACGGAUACAAAUAUUUUUGAGUUUUGUUUGUAAAGAGAAAUACUUUCAUCUUAUGUCAAAACUGCAUGUAUGUAAGAGUUAUCUUUCCUAUCUCACAAUAAUUUUAUUUCAGGGUUUACCUAUAUCCUUACUUACACCUAUUUUGUAUGAUAUACUACUUUGUUACAUCAAAUAAAGAAGUAAA